AGUGUAAGAUCAAUGGAGCUGUCUUUGUAACUCAUUCAGCGCCCCUUUGGAAGCGAGAAAGGUUUGUUGCUCAGUGUUUACGACAGUAAAGAGCGCUUUUGCGGCAGCAAAUUUAAGACGAGAGUGAACGAGCGAACUACAGAGGUCUGGUUCUUUAAGCUGUGCCCAUAGGAUGGCAUUGAUUUUCAAGGAGAGCUAGUGCCACAACAAUUCACCAUGUGCUGAUAAUCAUCUUAUAAGACAAGAACAGCAGGAGAGACUCCAGGUGUAACAACUGCAAUCUGUUUAACAUACUAUGGUAAAGAUGGAGUGUGUUAAAGAAGAAAAUGAGGACAUCGGUGAUCCAGUGUUAUGCAUAAUAAAACAUGAAGAUACUGAGGAUCAAAAAGACCAGAAAGAAGUGAAAGAGCGAAGACAAGAGCUGACUGAAGGGGAGGAGGAACGCAGUGACUUCAGAACGCAAAGAUUGAGAAAUUCAGCUGACUGUUCAUUGAUGGAAAAUUGUAAAUGGCACCAAAAACACGUAAUGAAGUGAGAGAUCAUGUGUGUUGUGAGUGUGGGAAGAGCUUUAAUACAACUGGCCACCUGAAGCUGCACCAAAGAAUUCACACUGGAGAAAAACCUUACAAGUGCUCAUAUUGUAACAAGAGUUUCACUCAGUCUGGAACCCUGAAAGAACAUGAGCGAAUUCAUACUGGAGAGAAGCCGUAUCACUGUACUCAGUGUGGAAAGAGUUUUAAAUGUAAAACUGGUCUGGACCGUCACCUGCUCGUUCACUCUGGAGUAAAGCCAUUUACCUGUGAUCAGUGUGGUACACAUUUUAAAUCAUCAUCAAAUCUAGAAAAGCACAUGAAAAUUCAUAGAAAUGUGAGACCUUAUGCAUGCUCGUUUUGUGAAAAGUGUUUUGCUCGCCCGGAUCAUUGUAAACGGCACCAGAAAACACACACCAGUAAGAAAGAUCAUGUUUGUUGUGAGUGUGGGAAGAGCUUUACUAGAGCUGACAGUCUGCAACAGCACCAAAGGAUUCACACUGGAGAAAAACCUCACAAGUGCUCAUAUUGUGACAAGAGUUUCACUCUUUUAGGAUCCUUGAAGGCACAUGAGCAGCUUCACACUGGAGAGAAGCCGUACUACUGUACUCAGUGUGGGAAGAGUUUUAAACAUUUAAAAAGCCUUAAAAAUCACAUGAAAAAAUGGCACGCGUCAUCACAGUGAGCAACAUCUUCAUGUUAAAACAGUCGAGUAAGCUGUGUGAGAUAAAAGCACAACAGCACUAGUUUGAUUCUGUGAAUUUUGAUUUGUUUGCAGUCUGAUUAAGGAACUAUAGAGUUUGAAGUUUCACCAAGUUAAUAACUCUUACAGUGUAAAUAUUAAUUUGUAUCUUUCCUACUGUAGUUAGUUUGUAAAAUGUGUCUGUGUUGUGUGCUAAGCAGGUCUUUCUUUAAUAAGACACAUUCAUGUAAUUUACUUGUUUUCUAUAUUAUUCUCUGAUUAUGCAUGAGUUGGAAAAUAUUAAUCAGUUAACUAACUGACUAAAAGUAAAGUAAAAUUUACAGAUGGUUUAAAAAUUCCAUUAAAUUGCUGUAUAGUUAGAUUCUUUUCUUGUAUGCACAACUUUUCCAUUUCAGUAUAAAACAGAACUAUAUUGUACGACUCUAUAAUAAACAAAUGUAUUUGUUCAA
Messenger RNA from Onychostoma macrolepis, 1682 nucleotides. RefSeq names its product gastrula zinc finger protein XlCGF7.1-like. Lineage: Eukaryota; Metazoa; Chordata; Actinopteri; Cypriniformes; Cyprinidae. Gene Ontology annotation, molecular function: RNA polymerase II cis-regulatory region sequence-specific DNA binding; DNA-binding transcription factor activity. The record is from RefSeq and is a predicted model, not a curated record. The coding region runs from base 508 to 1215 and encodes 235 amino acids. The transcript is spliced from 3 exons. Gene Ontology annotation, biological process: regulation of transcription by RNA polymerase II.